AUGGAUCGAUUGAAGAAGGGAGAGGUCAACCUCGGCACUUCCAUCAUGGCUGUGACAUUCAAGGAUGGAGUCAUUCUGGGAGCCGAUUCCAGAACAACGACGGGCGCCUACAUCGCCAACCGAGUGACAGACAAGCUGACCCGAGUACACGACACCAUCUGGUGCUGCCGAUCCGGCUCGGCCGCCGACACGCAAGCCGUCGCCGACAUUGUACAGUACCAGCUGGGCCUCUUUGCCAUGCACAGCGGCAAGCCCCCGAUGACACAGACGGCGGCGUCCAUCUUCCAAGAGAUUUGCUACGCCAACAAGGACCAAUUAUCAGCUGGUCUGAUUAUUGCGGGUUGGGACGAGCGGUUUGGUGGCCAGGUCUAUUCUAUCCCUCUGGGAGGUUCAUUGCACAAGCAGGCGUACGCAAUCGGCGGCUCAGGUUCGACAUACAUCUACGGAUACUGUGACGCCAACUGGAAGGAGGGCAUGGAGGAGGACGAGGCGGUCGCUUUCGUCAAGGGUGCGCUAAGAGAAGCCAUCAAGUGGGAUGGAAGCUCUGGUGGUGUGAUUCGCAUGGUGGUGUUGACCAAGAAGGGAGCCGACCGACACCUGUACCUACCGGAUACAGACUACAAGGUGCGACAUGAGUAG
Molecule: messenger RNA, 639 nt
Organism: Trichoderma reesei QM6a
Lineage: Eukaryota; Fungi; Ascomycota; Sordariomycetes; Hypocreales; Hypocreaceae
Exons: 5
Coding region: 1-639 (212 amino acids)
Cellular component (GO): proteasome core complex
Molecular function (GO): threonine-type endopeptidase activity
Source: RefSeq, a predicted model, not a curated record